Chara braunii is the source of this 4700-nucleotide messenger RNA. Lineage: Eukaryota; Viridiplantae; Streptophyta; Charophyceae; Charales; Characeae. The record is from the annotation of a GenBank genome assembly.
CCUGAAGUUCGGAUCCCGGCGCACUUCACGUUUCGGGAGGUGCGUUGCUUUGUCUUGAGUCUUCGUGGUUCCAGACGUUGACGUCAUGGUGUGUUGUUCGAUUUGCGUUGUCGUUCGCAGAUAGUAUGUCUUCUUCCAAGGGUGAGGUGGAGCCAACAAGGACCUCCGGGAAGGAAUCACGAAAAGAUUCCACGAGGCGGUCGUCUACUGCCACGCAGGGGUGGUCAAACCAUUCGAGGUCGAAAUGGUUCAUCGACUGGUGUUGUGGAGACACUUCCAACCCCACUGCGCAGCCAUGUGGUCCUGUCAUCUUCAUCGAUGACAGCAGAAGGCGUAGAGUGCUUGGUGCCGUCUUGCGGUGGGAGGACGCAAAGGGGGGCCGGCGACAUUUCUAUAUGCAAAACGUUUAUGGCGCCAAGGGCAACGUCGUUGCCAAUUCGAAAGGGACGUUGUUGGACCUCGAAUUGUAUGAGGGGCUCGGAGCGGGUGCUGUGAACACCCCGUUCUACAGAGAACUCGUUCUUGGGGGUGGUUUUGUUUUGGCGCGUGAAUUUUUCGACAUGUUGGAGGACAGAAACAUCACUCUAGACGUCCCCUGCGACGUCGACCCAUCCCUGGAGCUGUCUUUGCCGUUGAAGCUGUGCAGCGAUUGCGAGUCAAGCGGGGCAGCGGCGGAGGGCGGUGAUCCGGGUUCUGGUCCCGCCACUCAGCUGCACCGUGGCGAGAGCCGAGUACAGGUGGCGGCCUAUUCGGAGGUCGACUUGGAGGCGAGCGAGGGACAGGGUGUGGAGGAGGUGGAUGUGGGAGGCCUGGGCUCGAAAGGAGCUCCGCAAAAGAGGAGGGGGGAUCGUCUAGACGAGUUCGCCGGUUCUACGAAGAAGUUAAAGAGCAAGGCCCUCAGGACUGCGGGGGAGAAACGCAAGGGGACCGAGGGGGAGCAGGGCCGGCAGGUUGCCAAACGACCGUCUUCGAGACAGAAGCAGCCUGAGUCUGGACCGUCUUCUCCACUGACAACAGGGACUCCCAUCGACGUCGACGCUGGGUACUUCCUCGAGUACAAAAACGGCGUUCGGACAAAGCGGGAGUUCGACAUUAGCCCUGCGCAGGUCGUCGACCUCGGGGACUGGGAGGACCUGUACAACCAGCGGUCCCCGGAUCCCGUGCUCGUGGAAGGGAUCAAAGAAGCGAUGCGGUUGGGGUUCGAAAAAAAAGCGCAGUCUUACGAUUUACCAACCCUGAAGCUCGCGCCGCUGGGGUUUGAUAAACCUACUCCGGGGACCAAGGCAGAACGUCUGAGGCCGGAGGAUUGGAGGGAUGAGAUGGCGGGACAAUACUACUACUACGCGGUGUGUGGGCAGCACAACGCGGCUGCAGCGAGGUUGCUGCUCGACAGCGAGGUGGCCAGGAAAUACAAUUUCAAGCGGUGGCCUGCACGAAUGGUUUACUUUUCGGACGACGACCUCGAAGGGUACUUCCUUGUCAGUUCCCAGGACAACAAGAAGGACCUCAAGGCGCCUCAACGACAGCUGAAGCUGUCAAUAAGGGACAUUAGGUGGCAGUGGAAGCGCGCCGGUUGCCCUCGUGCUAUUAUGGGGAACCCCAGCGGAAAACAGAAUCAGGUCCGGAAGUGGCGUGAAUUCUGUAAUGUCGCACUCAACAUGACACCGCACAACAACUUGUGGAUUCUCGCAGAUCAGCAGGGCGAGGAGACCAUCAGGAAACAAGGCGCUGCCCUGCGUUCCUAUUUCCCGCUGGCGAUGGCAGGGGAGAACGUCUGGAAACUGGCCGUCAAGUUUUUCGAGAAAUGGGAGACAGGCAGAUUGAUCGAACACGACGGCGCAAAGUGGAUCAUGCGGAAGAAGAAAGUAAAAAACGUGAAGCCUGAGGUUGCAUACAUCCAUAAUGACAAGCUGGGCAGGAAGGAGGUCGUGUACAACGUCCCUGUGGACUCGCCGACAAAACAACGAGAAGUGUCGCGUCCUGAAGAAGGUAAUCGCUUGCGAGGUGGUUUGGGUACAGCGUUGGCGAAGGUCGGAAAGCUGAGCGUCCAGGAGGUGGUGAAUUUGGUGAAGUGCGACCGGGUGCUGGUGCGUCUGUGGAACUACUACCAGUUCAAGCACGACAAAAGGCCGGACGCGGAUUGGAGCCAGAGGUUCCCGUUCCUGAAAUCAAGGUCCGCAAUUUUCAGACAGUUUGAGAGUCGUGGUUUGGAUGCUGAGUUGUGGGACGGGAGCACGAAAUACGUCACUGACUCCUCGUUGUUCAAGGACUACCCGCCCUACAUGGGCUGCGACGACGACAGAUCGAUCGAGGCGACGGAGAAGCUGGCCGUCACAAGAAGUUGUCCGUCGACUGGAGGAAUAAGGUCCUAGGAGGAGCUGACGUUCAGCAGUUACUCCUCCUUGAUCUCCACGGAAGACGAGGAGACCACCGGCAUCGAGCUCGACGCGACCGUGGACGAGGAGGGAAGCGAUACUGAAAGCCUCGACCUGCAGCACGACCAACAUUCCGCGCAGCACGCUACAGGGUCGUCCCUGGCAGGUCCGUCGACAAGCCCAGCGUCCCUCGUGUCACCGAUGGCGAAACCGGCGCCUGGCACUGCCCCGAUGAAGUUGUUGCAGAGAAUGCAAGCUCUGGCCUCCGGCCAUCGCUCACUGCGUCCCGGGUCUGACAUCCCGCCCGAUCAUCUGUCUUGGACGAAUGCCAACAUUCACUUCCUGCCUGAGCCUCAAAAUCGUUCCACGGAGGCGGAUUGGGGCCAUGACAUGAUUUGGCAUCCAGGAGUCAUCCAGCCGGCGAUCCAAAAGGGUGACUGGAUCAUGGCUGUCGCUGUCCCGGACGGAGGAUGGAUGCCACUCCCUCACGGGUCGAAGUCUGACUUCCUCGACGUCGCUAGAAUUGCGGUCCUCCAGAAAGUGAGGGCCGAGAAUGACUCUUUCGCACCCGAAGACGUGUCCGUCAUUUCCACAGUCGGGCGAUUGUUCGCCGAACUUGAGGACAAGUGCUGGUUGGAGCUGACGGAGGACUACUACGACCUCAACACGAGCCCCUCGAAAGGAAGGGUGGACUGGAAAAUCCCCCCUCCCAGUGGGACGCAUGUAAGUAUAGGGUCUCAGGGAUCGGACGGUGGGGAGAACGAGGGCGACGAGGCUGGGGCCGGUAAACGAGUCCCGGGGCGACAACACGAGGGUGACGAGGCUGAGGGCGGGUCUCAGGGCGACACCACGACAGCGGAAGGCAGCGGCGGGGUGGCGGGGGAGGCCCUCGGGCGUGUGCAGUCUACCGGUCCCGGUCCGGAAGGCUCGGCACAGUCGGCGGACGUGCCCAGUUCAUCCGCUUGCUCGGUGAUGAUGGCCUUGGUUGCUCUCCGUGCCAACUCGGUCGAAACGUUCAAGUCCGCCGGGAUCCGAACUUCAAUGCUUGCAAAGUGGACAGAGAGGACGGACGCGCAGAGCUGGUCAGGACCGGGGGUGGCGAGUCGUCAUCCCAAAAUAGACCGCGGUGCGGUGAGGGACGGGACUUCGCCGCCUGCGGGGGAUCGCCAACCGCUUCGGUCGGAGCGAGAGGGUGCGUGUGGAGGGCCCGGCGACAGGGAGACGGCGAAGUUCGCCGGGAUCCGAACUUCUCCGAGCAAGGCGUGUGGAGGGCCCGGCGACAGGGAGACGGCGAAGUUCGCCGGGAUCCGAACUUCUUCAAGCAAGGCCUGUGGAGGGCCCAGCGACAGGGAGACGGUGAAGUUCGUUGGGAUCCGAACAUCUUCAGGCAAGGGAGGCCAACCAAGGAUAUUGGUGCAGGCGGGAGGGGCUGCGUGCGGGGGGCGGGAAGGGCAUUCGUCGGAAAUCGACACAGGUUCGGGCGAAGUGGCUGCAUUGCAUGCAGGGGAAGAAGGCAGGGUGAUGGACAAAGAGAAGGAAGUGGAGGAAGGAGACACAGGGGAGGAAUUGGAGGAAGGAGGGGAGGAAGGGGAGGAAGAAGAGGAUGAAGGAGAGGAAGGGGAAGAAACGGAGUUGGCUGGGUUGCUAGGAGGGCAGGAGGGGGGAAAAGGUGAACUCGAUACAGGAGACGACGAACGGACUUUCGGCAAUGACGAUGACAGAUCUGGGGAGUCGUCUGACGAAUUCGGGCAGCUGUACGGAGAACACCGUGAGGAAGACGAUGACGACGAUGACACGGCACUGGGUAUGGUGACACAGGUGGUCACAAGCCUUUCGGCAGAACGUGAUGACUAUGAGGUCGAAGCAACGACGUCUGCCGUCGAUCUCCAACACCGGUUCAACGAAGCUCGUGUAACAGUCUGCCUGACUAAACCGAGUGUGCGUAUUGACAUCGACGAAGUUAUCGAUAGCAUCCUGGGCGACCACCACAUGUCCGCGCAGCCGUCCUCGACGCCUGAUGUCGACGACCCUCUCGACGACAAACCUUCCGGGGGAUCUGUCGUCGAUUUUUCGCCGACGAACUCUCUGAUGCUGUCGCCGACCAUCGCCAGCGGAGGACAAGGCGGGAUCAAGGGACGACAAAAUGUCACAUCCCCGAAAAAAACUGUCGCCGGUACUCGAGCUCUCGACGUGCUGGCCUUGCCCGUGCCAACUUCGCCGAUUAAAAAGCGGAGAGACAAACCAGCUGGUAAGCAGUGACAAACGCCACUCUGUCUGCGCGCCAGUGACCGCAGUGUCCGUCGAUGCCGGGGAGUUCCCGAUGCC